AUGGCAAAUGAAAUUGACCUUGGUCAAGAAUGCGUCAGUGACUUAAUUGACUUUGCAACACCGAACACGGACGACGUUGUCCUCACCGAGGAAGUUUCCGGAACUUUAACCCGAGAUGAUCCUCCGCAGGACAGCUCGGAUCGAAAAAUGGAUACCGGUGAGGUCGACGAACUUGCCGAACCUCAGCCAAUGACUCCGGUGGAAGACUUGGUGAUGACGUCAUCACCAUCUUCCCAAAAUGGGGGUCCAAGUACCUCAGAAACUACGCCACCGCCUGUGGAGCCUGCUCGAUCAUCGGCGGCUACUCAGACAGAAAAAUCUCUCGACUGGCCGAAGUUGUGGUCUGACUCGGCCGGAAAUCACAAUGAAUUGAUCGCCACUGAGCCGGACCCAGUUCCAACUGCCGUCCGAGCUGAUCUAGUGAAAAAGCGAAGGACGCACGAAAAUUACUUGUCCUUAACGGCAGAAGUUCUCUCAAUUCUCGCUGAAAAUGCGGACGUUCUGCAUACUAAGACUUUCCGAGAAUCCGAUAAGAUGAAAAAUCUUAUCGGCAUCGCUCAGCUCCUAUACCACAGCGAGAGUAAGUACUCCAGCGUAGCGCACCAUGUGCUGAAAAGCAGCCUUGACAGCGUCGAAAAACGUCAAGCCCGGUUUUACGAGGGUAAAGAACCCAGUGUUGUCAUCAAAGACACUCCGCCGGCUGACCGUGCUCCAAAAGCCGACGCAAAACCCGCUGCUCUGCCCGGCAAGACCUUCUGGAAUCCCCAGUGCAAACUCAUCCAGGAGGAGGCUUCGACGUCGAAGUCCUCUUCUGGCUCAGCGUCACCAUUAGUGGCUCCUCGGCCGCUCACAGCUACGCCUACCCAUCGGUCAUCCACCCAGACGACUUCAUCUGGCUCUGGCUGGCCAAUUCCAGCUUCAAAUGACAACGGCUGGGGCUCUAGUUCUUCCACAGACUGGUCCCAGCCCGUAACUACGGCUUCUACUGGAUUAGGUUCUCUGUACUUUUUACUUGAUCUCGGAAAAUGGCAAAUGAAAUUGACCUCGGUCAAGAAUGCGUCAGUGACUUAA
Molecule: messenger RNA, 1071 nt
Organism: Oikopleura dioica
Lineage: Eukaryota; Metazoa; Chordata; Appendicularia; Copelata; Oikopleuridae
Source: the annotation of a GenBank genome assembly